Molecule: messenger RNA, 1272 nt
Organism: Scleropages formosus (Asian bonytongue)
Lineage: Eukaryota; Metazoa; Chordata; Actinopteri; Osteoglossiformes; Osteoglossidae
Exons: 9
Coding region: 211-1272 (353 amino acids)
Source: RefSeq, a predicted model, not a curated record
AGUGAGUACACCAUGUAAAUGCUCUCAUGUACUUCUCUCUUAUUGCUCACACGUGAUACAAGGAUGCUCAUAUUAUGAGACUCGCAAUAAAUUAUAUAAUAUACAUGAUAAAAAAACUCAGAAAACAGUUAUUUCGUAACGUUUUUUCAACCUGCGCUGUAACGCAUAACCGUCACGUCUUUCAUGUCUCUUUCAGGUUAAACUGCCGCUAUGAACACAAACCUGCUGCCCUUGAAGAAGGGCUUUAACAAAGUGGAUUACGGUCGGUGGGAGCGGCGCGUGACGGGACACCAUGCGGGGCGUGAGGCGGAGCACGUGCCCUGGGCCUCUCGUACCCCCGCGCAUCACGGACAGCAAGACAAAGGCAGGAGAGUGGUGCCCCCCGCCUCAACCCCCCACGAGAAAUCAGACUGGAGGUCUGUGCCCAACAGGUCGAGGGAGGAGGUGAAUGAGGGCCUGGAUGACGUUGGUCUUAAUAAGAACAAGAAUGUCAAAAUGCUGAAGCUGCUGGUUAAAUCCAGGAAGGAGGCUAUCAGCGAGCUGGAGAACCUCUGUGCUUCGCUGCUGCAGAUGAACAUGCGGAUGGUGAGGGAAAUCGUGGACACGGACAUGAAGUCCUUCUCCUGCGCUCGGGACAUCCUUACUGAACACCGCACACUUGGGAAAUAUAUUGCAUCUUUGAAUAAUUGGAGCAUCCGUCAGAUGCUACAGGCCAAGGAUGGGUUAAACGACGCAGAAACUGCUGCCGCGAAGCGCUGUUCUGCGCUCGGGGAGCGGCUGACUAAGGUGGAGGCGAAGCUGGCAAAGGCCCGGGCUGAGUGGCAUGCGUUGAAAACCUAUAAGGAAAAGGAGUUUCCCGCCCUGGGCCUGAAGACAACUGCCAUCGAGAAGGAGAUCAGCAAGCUCAGGGAGACUCAGCAGCGCGAGUUGGAAGAUGUGAGUCGCGUCUGUCAGACAGCGAUGGCGGACUUGGAGAAAAGAUACAAAGCGCAGGAAGAGGAGAUACUGUCUGCGGUCGCUGAAGAGACGUUGUUGCGGGUCCCUCCUGUCCUCCACCUGAUGAUUUCCCACAACUUCACCAUGAGGGAAGAAAUUGCUCUUCAUAGAAAAGUGAUUGAGGAGCUCGAGGAAACGUGUGAAGAGCUGGCGAGGAGCGUGAAGGAGCUGCGGCUCUCCCGAGUCACUGCCCGCCGGGCCUUCCGCCACCCGGGGGGGAUCCGUUCAGGGAAGGAGGGAGCAGGGCUAGCAGCACCCCCCCAGCUCCAUGCCUGA